AUGGAGCGCCAGUACCUCACACUCGCGCUGCUGCUGCUCGCGGUCACCAUCUCGACGUCCGCCGUGACCACAACGAAGCACGGCACGCUCAUUAUCAGCAACGCGGACCGCAGCCUGACGGUCGACAAUUACACCAUCCACGGCAAGACCAUCGUCGACAACGAAACCAAAGCCAUCGUCAAGCCAAAGAAAAACCCCGACGGUUCGCUCACGGUUGAGGGCAAGUACACGUGGUACCCGAAUGGGACCAUCGUCGCGCCUGGUGUGACUAUAGCGGUCGCCGGCAAGGCCAGCUACGUGCAAAUCGCGAAGACGAAGCUGUUCGGCAUUGACGGCGUCGCGCGGGACGCCGCGACAAACAAUGUGAUCCCGUGGAUUGAGGACGACGCCGCGAAGACGUUCACUGCCGGCGACAUCACGGGCUGGUCGAACGGCACGUUCCUCGGUUCUAACGGCGUCGUGCUGCGAACGCGCCUCAGAUUCAAGCCAUCGAACGGCACCCGCGGCGGCGGGAGCACAGGUGCUCCCAGCCCCAGCCCCGCCCCCAGCCCCAUCCCCAGUCCCAGCCCCGCCCCCAGCCCAAGCACCCCCCCAGCAUCUCAUACUCCCUCCUCCCCUUCUGCCCCACCGCCACCACCUAAGCCUGCUGGUUCUCUCGCCUCACCAGUCACUGUCUUGGCCACUGCCAUUGCUGUUGCCCUCACCUCUCUGCUCUUUGCGUAG
Messenger RNA from Closterium sp. Naga37s-1, 723 nucleotides. The record is from the annotation of a GenBank genome assembly. Lineage: Eukaryota; Viridiplantae; Streptophyta; Zygnematophyceae; Desmidiales; Closteriaceae.